Molecule: messenger RNA, 636 nt
Organism: Aphanomyces astaci
Lineage: Eukaryota; Oomycota; Saprolegniomycetes; Saprolegniales; Verrucalvaceae
Exons: 6
Coding region: 1-636 (211 amino acids)
Cellular component (GO): cytosol
Source: RefSeq, a predicted model, not a curated record
AUGGACUUUGAAGAGUUGAUGCAAGAAGUGGAAUCGGCGGUGCAGGACACCCCGCCUGCGACCAAAGCGCACCACCGCCACACGAUCAUGUCGCACGUCGACAAGCAACCGUCGUCGUAUUCGGCAAAGACCACCCCGUUGCCUGUGAACUCAAAGUCGGACUUGGAUGACCUGCUCGACAUCGUGGAUGGCCCUGACACCAUUAGUGGCAGCAAGAGGAGCUCGAACCAUCCAACUACUUCUGCGACUAGUACGUCGCACAUCAAGCAACCGACCUCCUCUACCUCGAACAACAUGGCCUUCUCGGCAUCUUCCAAGCGAUGCAAUGCCGUGCUCCUUGCCGGGUCGAACGUGAAGCACGGGGUCAGCACCAGCUCCGUCAACCCGCAAGCGUGUUCGAACCUCCGAUGCAACGAAUGUGACUUUCUCGUCGUGCAAUUUGAACACACGAAAUGGGCCGACUCCGCCGACUACAUGUUCUUCCGGGAAAAUGCCCCCAACGAAGCCAAGUUGCGCCGCAAGAUGGAAUCUGCGCAGGGAGCGUUUGCGUAUGCGUGUCAAUGCAAGUGGGCAACCGUCACGACCAAGGCCUCCCCCGACAGCCUUCACGUCAAGUGGUGCUGCGCUGGUCAUUAA